Molecule: messenger RNA, 444 nt
Organism: Humulus lupulus (European hop)
Lineage: Eukaryota; Viridiplantae; Streptophyta; Magnoliopsida; Rosales; Cannabaceae
Exons: 1
Coding region: 1-444 (147 amino acids)
Source: RefSeq, a predicted model, not a curated record
AUGCCUAGUAGAAGAGUGGGUAUCUUCCUUGUCUAUAAAUCAGAGCAGUUUUGGAGCUAUGCAGCUUUGUUUGGAGCUGUGCGGCUCUGUUUGGAUUUGUAUGGCUCUAUUUGGAGCUAUACAACUCUAUUUGGACCUGUGCGGCUCUGUUUAGAGCUAUACGGCUCUAUUUGGAGCUGUGCGGCUCUGUUUGGAGCUAUGCAUCUCUAUUUGGAGCUAUACGACUCUAUUUGGAGCUACGCGAUUCUGUUUGGAGCUAUAUGGCUCUAUAUGGAGCUAUACGGCUCUAUUUGGAGCUGUGCAGCUCUGUUUGGAGCUAUGCAGUUCUAUUUGGAGCUAUACAGCUCUAUUUGGAGAUGUGCGACUCUGUUUGGAGCUAUACGGCUCUAUAUGGAGCUAUACGGCUAUAUAUGGAGCUAUGCGGCUCUAUUUGGAGCUGCGUAA